Actinia tenebrosa (Australian red waratah sea anemone) is the source of this 2347-nucleotide messenger RNA. RefSeq names its product netrin receptor DCC. The record is from RefSeq and is a predicted model, not a curated record. NCBI's taxonomy places the organism in Eukaryota, Metazoa, Cnidaria, Anthozoa, Actiniaria, Actiniidae.
UCUGUUGAAGGAAUUCCACGACCCACGAUAUCGUGGUUUCAUGAUGGUACAGAGAUGUUGUUGGGUGACAAGAGAAGAAGAAUCCUUCCAGAUGGUUCUUUAUAUUUUAGCAGUAUUACACAUACUAAAAGUAGUCGGCCGGACGAAGGCCGAUACCAGUGCCGUGCGUCGUCACGCAUUAGAGGUCAAGAUUAUAUAGUUUUAAGUAGAAGUGCUCAUCUAAGAGUUGCUGGUAUGUCUUCAAAAGUCACAUUAGAACCAGCAUCACAACAAGUCAUUUUCGGUGAUGUAGCAAGAUUACUUUGUAGGGUUCGGCAUUCAAUGCCAAAAGCAAAAAUUACCUGGAAAUUCAAGCAAAAAGAUGGAACAUACAUAUCAUUAACAWCAUCAAAUAAUAAACAUACUUUAUUAGAUAAKGGCGUAUUACAAAUUAGAAAUGUACAGUGGUCAGACGCUGGGGAAUAUGUGUGUACUGCGACGAAUAAACUAGCUAUGAGGAUGCGUUCAAGUAAUGCUGCUGUUCUAACUGUCGAUGCCAAUAAAGGAAAUACAAGAAGACUAGAUUUUGAAGCUUCUCCAACAAAUACAAACACCACAAAAGGCAGUAGGGUUGUGCUGGAGUGUGCUCUCCGCGGCAAUCCAAAACCAUCUAUAGAGUGGUAUAAGAAUGCACAGCUUAUAGCAUAUGACAAUAGAGUCAAAAUCUUGGGAGAAGGCAAUCUUGAAAUCACUAGUGCGRUGCCCGAUGAUGAUGGGGAAUACAAAUGUCAAGGAUCGGCAGGCAGUCUAAGCGUGUAUAAGUCUGUGACGCUGCAAGUUCACUAUCCUCCAACAUUUACUUCCAAACCUUCAAACAAGAAAGCACAUAUAGAUGACACUGUAAAAUUCAAGUGUGCUGUUGACGGCAGGCCAACGCCCAACGUGAGUUGGUAUAAAAAUGGUUACAAGCUACCACCCAACUCAGAUUAUAUGCGCUUCACCCCUGGAUCAAUGACCGUCGAGUUGGUGUUACCGUCCGAUGCUGGCAUUUACCAGUGUGUCGCUAGUAAUUAUCUUGGGGAAGAGCAAACAUCUGCUGAACUUUCUGUUUUUGAGAAAGGUAUCGCUAUUCCCACUCUUGCCCCGACGACAACACCACCACCACCAACCACCAUCCAACCAACCACUCCAUCCACGCUACCUGGUAAACUGGCAUAGUGCACGAUCUGUGAACGGGUUUUUAUGCUGAAGUCAGCGCGCGCGCGAGGAAAUUUUCUAUUCCUUAGUAGCCCGCGUCAGUUGUUUGAGGCCGGUGCCCACUAAUUGAGAAUCAGUUAUUUUUUUAAAUGACUAAGUGAAUUGUUUCAACCUAUCCAAAGGUUGUUAAAUUCUGGUUAGAAAAGUAAGGUCAGUCAUCCUAAUUGACUGACACUAUGUUUUCUUUAAGGCGCUGAAAUAAGAGACACAAAAACGUUCAACUUGUAGCCAGGCAACAUUGUUGCGGUGCAAGCUCGAAAACAAUGUUGCUGGUUUUACACCAUAUCUAUCCAACUUGUCACGCAACAAAAUCUUUCGUUGCAAGUUGGGAAAACUUGUUGCGAAAAGUAGAACGUAAAUCAACUUUCUUCGACAAAUUUGCGAUUUGUUUCUCGUUUUUCAUCACUCGUCAACUUGUCACGCAACAUUUUAUAUACAGAAGCGGCCGCCAUCUUGAAUUAUGUAGCUUGUAGCCAAUCAGCGUGAAGAAUAUCACCGUGAUAGUCCCAAUUUGCAACAUUAGAUUUUGUUGCGUGACAAGUUGGAUAGAUAGGAUAUAAAACGAGCAACAUUGUUUUUGAACUUGCACCGUAACAAUUUUUGUGUCCCGUAUUUCAGCGGUUCUACUGAAUUAUACCCCUACUUCAAUGACUCUAAUCAAGAGAGCACGAAGCUAAAAAAUUAUAUAUUUUAUAGCCAACUAUUAGAGCAAGAGAAUAUUUUCUGACUGUGGAUAGUUUCUGUCCAUACUCUUUUCGAAACCAUUAUUUUUUGUAAAUUUCAUUUCACAAGGUUACUUUGGCAUUUUCUUUUAUAAUUUAAACAAAGGAAAAAUAGGAAGACUAUUGGGUUGGAAGCCCGGGGGUCACUCUUGCCCGUUUAGGGUAGGGAUGUGCCGCUGAGCCCUCUUCCAUGUUCCAGAGUAAAAUCACUGAAAUUCAUACCCUGUUCCAGAGCAAGAUUACUGAAAAUCAUAACCUAUUCUAGUAUCGCAAAAAUAGAUACCCUGUUCCAGAGAGGAGAGAGCGUGAUUUCAUAUGCCCUGUUCCAGAGCGAGCGCGAUUUUAUGUGCCUGUUCCAGAGUAGAAUCGCUGAAAACCAUACCCUGUUU